AUGGCGACCUCAGUAUGGCCUCCGCUACCUGUAAACGAAUUGAAAGCUGCCGAGGAUGAAUCUACUGAGAGAGAGCUUUCCUGGCUGCUUGACAGUCUGCAGGAAACGCUCGCGAGUUUAAAGACUGGACUAGAAGAGUGCUAUGCAUUAUUAGCACCGAUAGAGCCGGGUAGCACAUUAGUGUUGAGUAGCCCGAGGAGUGAAAGUAUCAAAGGACAUAUCACUAGGAUUGGAAGUCGGAUUGUGAAAGGCACUGUCCACCUAAAACUCAAAACCCAUCCUCCCCUCGUCCUCUCCCUCUCCUCCACCGACCCUUUAGUCCUCACCCCGCUCUCCUCUCUUCGUACCCUUCUCAACCAAGCUCUCGACUGCGUAGACAUCACCCGCUGGACAGGCGACCGCCACUCCGCGCCCUUCAUAUCCUCCCAAUUACUCCUCCUGCACGGUAUCCUUCUCGAAGCCCUCUCUCUACUGAAGGGCAACACAUUCCACACACAUCCUGCCUCUACCUCUGCGAAUAGCUCCAGCACAGAGUCCAGCUCAGGCGUUGACAGGAGUGGAGGCUUGGGAUUAGGUGCUUCAGGAGGCAGAGACGAGUGGACCAAAGACCCUCCUUCACCUACAUCUUUCACUCCAGCUCUACCCUCUACCCUAGCUCUGAAUCUAGAUCUCUCAGACUCCUCUCUGCUGCUCACGAUUCGAGUCCUGGAACCUACGUCCCAGACACCAAAUACGUUUACUCGCUUCGCCGCGUUGACGGGUAUGACGAGGCGGUUGGAACAUGAUGAGAUGGAUGCAGUGUUUACGUACAGAGGAGAGGAAGUUAGGGUUCGAGAGAAGGUUAGGGUGGAGAGUAGUGCUGAUCCUAGUUUGUUGAGUGUCGGGGCUAAGUUGGGGCAGAUUGAGAGGGUGGUGGAGAGUUGUAGGGGCGGGCUUGGAGUGGUCAUAGGGAAGCCUGAAGGAGAGGAGGAUUGA
Mollisia scopiformis is the source of this 975-nucleotide messenger RNA. RefSeq lists its product as uncharacterized. Bases 1 to 975 code for a protein of 324 amino acids. The transcript is spliced from 3 exons. The record is from RefSeq and is a predicted model, not a curated record. Gene Ontology annotation, cellular component: RAVE complex. NCBI's taxonomy places the organism in Eukaryota, Fungi, Ascomycota, Leotiomycetes, Helotiales, Mollisiaceae.